CCGCAUCUGUCAUUUCCACUGUUGAAGUCAUGGAUGUUAUUUUUUAGAUUUCCAAUUGAACCGCGGUUUGCGGUCACUCUAGUGACAUAAUAUAUCAGAAAGUUAACCUGCCGUUUUGAAUAAAUUGGUGGGCACACCAUCUGUUUGUAUUUGACAAAAAAAAACAAUCUCUUGGCGCAAAAAUGGGGCAAAUUAUGGGUUCCUACGGUGCCAGAAACGUAGACCUUUAUAUGAAUGACAAGACCACAUAUGAGCCUCAAGCAGGAUUUUCAUACGAAAGGAAAGAGCGAGAAAUGAUAGCUAAAGAAGAAGAUCUUAUAUCAGCCAGGAUCCCACCACACCUCAGAGAUUAUUGUGCUCAUCAUUUACUAGAGUACCAAGUGUGCCGUUACAAGCAUAUGCCAAUGCUGUACAAAUGUGCCCAUGAGAAACAUAACUAUUUGAACUGUGAACACCAAGAUUAUGUGUUACGUAUGAAAGAGUUUGAACGCGAGCGCCGUUUAAGAGUACGAGAACGACGUGUUGCUGCCUAAAUCAAUUUCAUUUGCAAUGUAGUAAUCAUUUCACCAAUAUAAUUGUUAUGUGCAUAGAAAAAAAAAUCAUUAAACCUGUUGUUUCAUUUAAAAUUU
Molecule: messenger RNA, 629 nt
Organism: Manduca sexta (tobacco hornworm)
Lineage: Eukaryota; Metazoa; Arthropoda; Insecta; Lepidoptera; Sphingidae
Gene: ND-B18
Product: NADH dehydrogenase [ubiquinone] 1 beta subcomplex subunit 7
Exons: 3
Coding region: 183-533 (116 amino acids)
Cellular component (GO): mitochondrion
Source: RefSeq, a predicted model, not a curated record